Miscanthus lutarioriparius is the source of this 876-nucleotide messenger RNA. Lineage: Eukaryota; Viridiplantae; Streptophyta; Magnoliopsida; Poales; Poaceae. The record is from the annotation of a GenBank genome assembly.
AUGAAUGAACGUUUGUACAAAUGGAAUUGGGUAAUUGUCCAGGUUUGGCCCUCGGUGUCUCCCCCGAGACGCGUGGCCUGCACGGCCAGCAGCGGUCGCCGACUCGGGGGAGGCGGCAUGACCCUCGGUGUCACGCUGCACCACGGCGUCGCCGACGGGCGGUCGCUGUGGAGGACCAAGGUCUCAAAAUUUGUACGAUCGCACCGCCGUGCACCACAGGCGACGACGCCGUCGAUUCUGCAUGAAGACCGGCUGCGGUUCACCCGCUGGACGUUCACCGUGGACGCACAGCACAUCGAACGACUGAAGCAGCGCAUCGCGCGUGUCGGAGAAGAGUCCCAAGGCGCACCGCCCUUGCGUCGCCCGCCGUCCACCUUCGUGGCGGUCGUGGCGCUAGCCUGGACGUGCUUCGCGCGCUGCCGGCCUUUCCCCGCGGACGACGACGUGUUCCUCUUCUUCUUCGCCGACGUCCGCGACCGCCUGGACCGUCCCGCGGGCGCGGACUACUUCAGCGCGUGCAUCAGCCGGUGCCUCGCGAGGCUGCCGGCGCUGGCAGCCGCGGUGUCGGCGGCGCAGGGCGCGGUCCGCGAGGUGACGGAGGACCCUCUGGCCGGGUGGGAGUUCGCGACGACUCCCAGCGAGGUCCCGAUGGACCGGCUCAUGAACGUGUCCGGGUCGCCGGGCUUCAGGGUGUAUGAGGCCGCGGACUUCGGGUGGGGGAGGCCCCGGCGGACGGAGAACGUGAAGAUGAACCACGACGGGCAGGUGGCGCUGGUCCGCGCCAGGGACGGCGACGGGGUGCAGGUGUCGGUGUCCGCGCUCCGGCGGGCGCACAUGGACGCCUUCAAGUCUGAGUUCCUCAGCCUGCUGGCGUGA